AUGGAUAAUAAACCAGAAUCUGAAUUUAGUUUUGACGCAAGUGCAAAACUAACAAAAUUCAUGUUGAAAAGCGUUGGUCUUUCUUUGGAUGCCUUUGCAGCAUCUGAAUUGGAAAAAAACAAAUACUGGAAAGUGUCCCAAGGGAUUUUAUUCUUUUUCUCUUAUACGUGUUUGUUUUUAUCAGUUAUUGGUGAAAUGAUAUACUUUCAGCAAGCUGUCAUCAAUUAUACAGGAUUUCGGAAAAUAACUGCAGUUGCACCUUGCAUUGGAUAUUGCUUACUGAGUUUAACAAAAAUGUUAACGGUUUCUCUUAAUUCAAAGAAAAUAUCUGAAAUGUACAUAGAACUAAGAGAAAUGUUUCCAAAAGAUGCUGAAAAUAUGAUUGUUAUAGAAAGUAUGAAGAAGUCUCGCAAAAAUAUGCUACAAUUUGUAAUACCAAACAUUGGGCUGAUUAUGUGUUUCAACUCAAUUCCUACAGUAGUUAUGUGCAUUCAAUAUUUCAGAGGUCAAGAAUUAACAUUUUCUUUACCAUAUUUAAUUUGGUGUUUUAGCUGGGAUUGCCCUUUCUGCCUGUAUACUGCUCAUUUAUGCAUGCAUUUUCGUUUACUUGCACAAAAAAUGCAGACUCUGAAAGCCCGAACUAAAUCUGGAUUGCUGGAUUUACAGGAACUUCGUCCAUGUAUUGAAGAGCACAAAAAAUUAAUCAGAUUUUCAGAAGAAAUAGAAAGCAUUUUCAGCCCAUCCUUUCUAAUAAAUUUUUUAGAUAGUUCUUUCAUGAUUUGCCUCUCAGGAUUUCAAAUAACAGCUGGAGUUGAUCCCGAAGAGCUAAUAACAUAUAUUCUGUUCUUAACAUCAGCACUAUUGCAGAUUAAUACUCUUUGCUCAUAUGGAGAACAAUUGAUUGAUACUAGCAGUGCUAUUACAUGGGCGGCAUAUGACUCACCAUGGCCUGAUGCUGAUGCUUCAUACAAAAAAUGCUUACAACUUAUAAUACAAAGAGCACAGCGACCACAAACAUAUACAGCCUUGAAAUUUUCUCAAGUUUCGAUGGAAAGUUUUGGAUCGAUACUCAAAGCUUCCUUUUCCUACUUCACUUUAUUGCGAACAGUUUUCAACAAAAAUUAA
This is a messenger RNA of Ctenocephalides felis (cat flea), 1125 nucleotides long. Its product is annotated as putative odorant receptor 92a. The record is from RefSeq and is a predicted model, not a curated record. Gene Ontology annotation, biological process: detection of chemical stimulus involved in sensory perception of smell; sensory perception of smell. Lineage: Eukaryota; Metazoa; Arthropoda; Insecta; Siphonaptera; Pulicidae. The coding region runs from base 1 to 1125 and encodes 374 amino acids. Gene Ontology annotation, cellular component: plasma membrane. Gene Ontology annotation, molecular function: odorant binding; olfactory receptor activity. The transcript is spliced from 8 exons.